AUGAGGGCUUUUAUCGCUUCAGUUGUCGGCUUUGCUGGAGCCAGCAUGUACCAGUCUGGGUCCGAGGCGGAGGCCUGGGGCAGCAAGCCGGCAUUCUCCGAGGAGAGGUUCCAGGCCUACAAGCUCAUCCAUGUCGAGAAUGAAUCGCACAACACAAAGCGCUUUCGCUUCGCCCUCCCUUCGAGCAAGACGCGCCUGAACCUGCCCGUGGCAUCUUGCAUCACGCUGCGCUACACUGACGCCCAGGGACAGGAAGUGAUGCGCCCCUACACGCCUAUCAACCUGGUGGAGGAAGAGGGCCACUUCGACCUCGUAGUGAAGUGUUACCCGAAUUCAAAGAUGGGCUCGCACCUUUUCUCUCUCAAGGUCGGCGAUUCCAUUGACGUGAAGGGACCGUGGCACACAUUCGACGUGAAGCCGGGCCAGUACACUAGGAUUGGCAUGAUCGCCGGUGGUACGGGUCUCACCCCAAUGUUCCAAGUCGUGAAUAAUGUCGUGCAAGCGCCGGGGAAUAAGACGAUGAUCUCGCUUCUCUACGCAAACAAGACCGAGGGGGACAUUCUGCUCGGCAAGGAGCUGGACACGCUGGCGAAAGAGUACCCCGGGAAGUUUAUCGCGUACCACUGCCUCACGACGCCGCCGAAGCGCUGGACGGGUUACUCUGGCCACAUCAACAAAGCGAUCAUCCGGGAGACGAUGCCGGGCCCGGAUCACCGAGGUGACUCGUGCGUUCUGGUGUGUGGCCCGCCGUCCUUCAUGAAGACCAUCUGUGGCGAGAAGGACUACAGCUCCUCCCCGCCCAAGCAAGGCUCGCUUGAGGGCUACCUCAAGGAGCUGGGCUACUCAUCGAGCGGCGUCUUCAAAUUCUAA
This is a messenger RNA of Leishmania mexicana MHOM/GT/2001/U1103, 870 nucleotides long. Its product is annotated as putative NADH-cytochrome b5 reductase. Lineage: Eukaryota; Euglenozoa; Kinetoplastea; Trypanosomatida; Trypanosomatidae. Bases 1 to 870 code for a protein of 289 amino acids. The transcript has a single exon. Gene Ontology annotation, molecular function: cytochrome-b5 reductase activity, acting on NAD(P)H. The record is from RefSeq and is a predicted model, not a curated record.